Messenger RNA from Penicillium angulare, 1281 nucleotides. RefSeq names its product glycoside hydrolase family 18 protein. Gene Ontology annotation, biological process: carbohydrate metabolic process; chitin catabolic process. Bases 1 to 1281 code for a protein of 426 amino acids. The record is from RefSeq and is a predicted model, not a curated record. The transcript is spliced from 5 exons. NCBI's taxonomy places the organism in Eukaryota, Fungi, Ascomycota, Eurotiomycetes, Eurotiales, Aspergillaceae. Gene Ontology annotation, molecular function: chitin binding; chitinase activity. Gene Ontology annotation, cellular component: extracellular region.
AUGCGCUUGAUUCUUCCUGCCUUGCUGGCCUUUAGCUGGCUUAAUGGUGUUGCCUCUCUCCCAUAUGGAGAAGAAAUUGGCAAAACAAUUGAAACCCGGGCUGAUGCAGGCUAUCGCUCUGUGGCAUAUUUUGUUAACUGGGCUAUUUAUGGAAGAAACUUCUUCCCAGCAAAUCUUCCUGUCGAACGACUGACUCACGUUCUUUACGCAUUUGCCAACCUCCAAACUACCGGAGAGGUUGUUCUUUCAGACACCUGGGCAGACACUGAUAAACACUUCGACAACGACUCCUGGAAUGACGUAGGAAACAACGUUUACGGGUGUGUUAAGCAGCUAUAUCUGUUGAAGAAGCAGAACAGAAACCUCAAAGUACUUCUCUCUAUUGGUGGAUGGACAUAUUCGACAAACUUCCCAAGUGCGCUUAGCACUGAAACUGGUAGAUCUGAGUUUGCCUCGUCGGCGACCACUCUUUUGAAGAACCUAGGAUUUGAUGGAAUCGAUAUUGAUUGGGAGUAUCCAUCGGACCGCACUGAAGCUGCUAACAUGGUAGCAACGCUCAAAGCACUUCGAGAGUCUUUGGAUGCCUAUAGCGCGGCCAAUGCAUCUGGAUACCAUUUCCUCAUUACUGCUGCUUCUCCAGCUGGCCCUGCGAAUUACCAAAAUAUGGACCUAGCAGGCAUGGAUCAAUAUCUUGAUUUCUGGAAUCUGAUGGCAUAUGACUAUGCUGGAAGCUGGGAUACUAUUUCCGGAGACGACGCCAAUGUCUAUGCAGACACUAGCAACCCAUCAAGCACUCCUUUUAACACUGAUCAAGCUAUUACCUACUAUACAGCAAAUGGCGUUGCUGCCGACAAGAUUGUCAUGGGAAUGCCACUUUAUGGUCGAUCAUUCAUGGCCACAGAUGGGCCAGGUACCAGUUUCAGUGGAGUGGGCAGUGGAAGCUGGGAGAACGGUGUGUGGGACUACAAAGCCUUGCCCUUGACUGGAGCAACGGUAAACUACCAAGAACAGCCAAUCUCGGCAUAUAGCUAUGAUGCUUCUCAGAAGAUGAUGGUCAGCUAUGAUACCCCCGAAGUUGCUGCGCAGAAAGCUGCAUAUAUCAUGUCCAAGGGACUCGGUGGUGGUAUGUGGUGGGAAAGCAGCGCCGAUAAGAACGGCUCAGACAGUUUGAUAACUACUGUCGUUAAUGCAUUUGGAGGCACAGGUGGCUUGCUCCAGAGUCAGAAUGAACUGAGCUACCCAGAUUCUGUAUACGCCAACAUGCAGGCAGGAAUGCCUUAG